Messenger RNA from Fonsecaea erecta, 2460 nucleotides. RefSeq lists its product as hypothetical. The coding region runs from base 1 to 2460 and encodes 819 amino acids. Lineage: Eukaryota; Fungi; Ascomycota; Eurotiomycetes; Chaetothyriales; Herpotrichiellaceae. The transcript has a single exon. The record is from RefSeq and is a predicted model, not a curated record.
AUGAAUCACAUUGGUGCCGGUCGCCGUGCCUCUCGCUCUUUGUAUGGAAAACUCUUCAACGUUGUUCCUGAUCCGGCUGCGCUCGAUUCCCAGCAUUCCCUCGAUCCCAUCGUCCCAGCCGCGAAAAGGUCUUAUACUCUUCAGAGUCUGUCGAGCCCGCAGGAGAGAUUUAUCGAGUAUGAGAAGAUCGACUUGGGCGAUAUCCCACCUCCUAACCCUGCCCAGACAUUCGGUCAGUCCCUCGAAAGGCCCAAAGAAGCCAUUCGCAGAGGGUUUUGGCCGAACUCGCACAAGCUGCUCCCUCACUUGGCGGCCAGUGCCGUCACGAUAGCAGUUGUCCAGCUGAGUUUCCGCGAUCGCUACUGGAUGGACUUGGUGGAUCCAAAUGUCCAGAUCCUCCCUGGCAUCACCCAGGGCGGCGCAAUGAACGCUCUCCAGCUGGCGGCGAAGCUCCACGAGUUGAUCCUUGUUGCUUCAUUGGGGACGAUUGUCAUGCAUGUUGCUCAGGCGCAUUUGGUGGGCACGCAUGGACUGCCGUUGGGGAUGCUCGCCAACAGUUUCGCCAUCGGUUCAGGAGACUAUAUGCGGACAAAAGGUUUCUGGUCCUCGAUCUGGACGGGCAAGGCGCACUACUGGCGCUUCUGGCUGCUCUCUGUGCUUGCCACCAUCCUGGCAACGUUGGCCGGUCCUUCUUCUGCCAUUGCAGUCAUCCCCUCUCUCAACUGGUUCAACGUCGAGAAACCCUUCGACAAUGAUAUGUUGCCGUUCUACAUCUUCAACCAGAGUACUGUCCUGUGGCCAGAAGACGUGACGCGCGCCAGUGAGAACGCUCCUGACUCAGGCAUCGACUGCGUCGGCGCUGCGAUAACGACCACCACUCAAGACGCCUGUCCGGCCGGAGGCUUCAGAGACACCUACACUUGGGCGGGCAAUCUCCUGUUUGCCAAUUCCAGCGCCGGUUCCAACAUCAGCUUUCCUGACGCCCGUGGAGAUACUCGGAGGGUGUUGGAAACGCAGAGCUGCGCCAGCGACUUCGACGGCAGAGCAUCUGGCAUGUCGAUGAACACCUUUAUCAGCGGAGCAUUGACGGCGUAUUGGACGUUUGCCCAGGACAACUGGGAGGGUCUUGCUCUUGUCAUGGCACAACCUAAAAUCAGCCUCCCCGGCCCCGUGUACGCACCCAAGGUCGAAGUCAUGUGCAACGGGUUCGACUAUUUCAAUGUCUCGGAGGUCGAAGCUCGGACUCAUGUCAACUUUCCCAGUUUCACCCCCGACAGGCAGCUUCCAAGCCCGGAAUACAUCCUGCCAUACCACAGCACACUCAACGACACGACAUUUGACUGGGUUCAAAUGCCAGCUGGACCCGGGAAUCCAGCCAUUGGUGCGGCGGUCCGAGUUCCCUGGGAAUACAUAGAAGUGGACGACAAGAGCCAGCAGUUGAGGCAAGCAACCGAGAUCCAUGCCUGUAGCAUCUAUGCGCAGUGGAUCCCCGUCGAUGUCUUCUACGAACCACGGACGAGCGACCAGGUUGGGUUCAAUGUCAAAGGGGAAAUGACCAACAGUUGCCUCUCGCUGCCCCAUGAAAAGGCCGCGGUCAAUCAACCGAUCAAGAACAUGACCAUCAGCCUGGAUUUCGCCAACGCGAUUAAUCAGAACAUUACUUUUGUGACGGGAGACAUCCCAGCAAUCGUAGCCAUGCUUCAAGAAGCGGUCUUCCCGGACGAGAAGGUCACCGACGAAGUGCUCAACACUUUCAGAUCGCCAUUUGUCGGAAGUGCGAAGUCGGGUGCCACUGCAAAUCUCACAGAUGCCGAAGUCCGGCAGAGUCGUGCCACGAUGAUAUCAACCCUCCUCGCGGGUGUCAUUACCGAUGGCCUGGCCCGGAUUGCUGGCAACGGGCUGUUCCCAUACUCUGCUCCCAUGUUCUUGACUAACCAGACCGAGGACGGCAGUCUCGUGGGCAGGUUCCCUGUCAGCAGCGCACAAGGCGGUGAAGAUACCAUUUUGAACGCCACGGUCGCCGACGUUCGCAACUGGCCGCGCAUUGACCCGGUGUUUCAGCGCUACGGGUACGGUUAUCGCUGGGAAGGCUCCAAGACCGUGCAAUUCGGAAUCAUUGUCCUUCUGAUUCACCUCGCCAUUGCCGCCGCGCAUUCGCUGUUCCUCAUUUAUAAACUCGUCAUCCAGAAGGAAGGGCUGGUGGCCGCCUGGACGACGGUCGCCGAGCUGAUAACGCUCGCAAUGAACUCGAGCCCGUCACCCAGGCUGCAGGACACCUGCGCAGGUGUCGCCGCGGCGAAAACGUGGCGGCAGGUCGUCACCGUGAGGGAGACGUAUCCAGGUCACCUGGAGAUGGUGGUCGGUCCCGAGGAAAAGGCCAAGCACCCGCGACCACGAGCAGGGCGAUUGUACGGGCACGUUCCUGAAAAUCAAGGGUUUGUCGACAAAGGGGAAGCCUGA